AUGGCGCCGCCCGCGCUCCCCAACGGCCUCAUCGCCUUUGGCCCCGAUGCCAACUGCACCCUCGCCCUCUGCCCGGUCGAGUGGAGCGUCUACCAGUACCGCCCCUCCCUGCCGGCCAACAUUGUCUUCCUCGCCCUCUUCGCCCUCGCCGCCGCCGUCCACAUCUUCCUCGGCGUCAGGUGGCGGAGCUGGGGGUUCAUGGCCGGCAUCAUCCUCGGGUGCCUGACGGAGAUCAUUGGCUACGUCGGCCGCAUCCUCCUCUACAACAAUCCGUUUGACUUUGGCGGCUUCCUCAUGCAGAUUGUCCUCAUCACGACAGGGCCCGUCUUUUACACGGCGUCCAUCUACGUCACCCUAUCCAAGACCAUCGAGCACCUCGCGCCGCGGCUCUCCCGCUUCAGGCCCCAGCUCUUCUACUGGAUCUUCAUCCCCACCGACAUGGUGUGCCUCGCGCUGCAGGCCGCGGGCGGCGCCCUGUCCACGACGAGCUCCGGGUCGAGCGACACGGGCGUCAACGUUGCCAUGGCCGGGCUCGCCCUGCAGGUCGCCGUGCUCGCCAUCUUCUCGCUGCUCUUUGCCGACUACAUGUUCCGCUACACGCGCGACGCGGCCACGCCGCCCCUGGGCACGAGGCUUCGCCUCUUCUUUGGCGGCCUGAGCGUCGCCAUCGUCUUGAUCCUCGCGCGGUCCAUCUACCGCUGCUACGAGCUGAGCAAGGGCUACCAGAACUCGGACCUGAUUACGGACGAGGGCCUGUUUAUCGGGCUCGAGGGAGUGCUCAUUGUCAUUGCCGUGUUUGCCCUGUGCAUCGGCCAUCCGGGCUUGUUCUUUGGCUCCGAGGCGACAAUGCACCCCUCGACCAGCUCGUCGGAUGUGGAAAAGUAG
Messenger RNA from Purpureocillium takamizusanense, 885 nucleotides. RefSeq lists its product as uncharacterized. The transcript is spliced from 3 exons. The coding region runs from base 1 to 885 and encodes 294 amino acids. NCBI's taxonomy places the organism in Eukaryota, Fungi, Ascomycota, Sordariomycetes, Hypocreales, Ophiocordycipitaceae. The record is from RefSeq and is a predicted model, not a curated record. Gene Ontology annotation, cellular component: fungal-type vacuole; plasma membrane.